This is a messenger RNA of Phacochoerus africanus (Common warthog), 1761 nucleotides long. It is a transcript of the gene CLTRN, whose product is annotated as collectrin, amino acid transport regulator. The transcript is spliced from 5 exons. NCBI's taxonomy places the organism in Eukaryota, Metazoa, Chordata, Mammalia, Artiodactyla, Suidae. The record is from RefSeq and is a predicted model, not a curated record. Bases 423 to 1106 code for a protein of 227 amino acids.
CUCGGAGAAGGGAGUGAACCGGCAAAGGAGGCAGAGGGGUGAGGAAGACCAGGAGAAGGCCGUGUCACCGGGGGGAAGAAAGGGCUUUCAGAUGAGCAGAGUGUUCACGAGCAUCACAUGGUGUUGAGAGGCCAAGUGAGGGCAGACUGAGAAAUGCUCUCUGCGUUGAGAACGUGAAGGCCACGGGUAACUCGUGAGAGCCGCUCUGUGCAGUGGUGGGGCUGGCAGGCGGAUAGUGGAGGCGGCGAAGAUUACGCGGCCGUGACCACGUCGAGACGGAAGAGUGGACAUCUUCUGUAAGAAUCGGGGCCGUGAGGGCAGCAGGGAGACAGCAGAGAUCGAAGGAGGAGGAUGGGUAAAGGGAUUUGGAUGUGCGGUUGUUUUAAUGGGAGAGACUCGAGCAUAGUUCACAGUCAGUGAACAUGGAAGAGGGGGAGAGACUCAUGCUGUUUGGACCCUUCGAAAGCCAGAAUGGGGGCAUUCCUCCUAGAGGUGGAUGGAACAGCCGUCGACUGGAGGAGAAGCACCAGAUCUGGCCUUUGGCGAAGAUGGGGUACGCCUGGGAUACAAAUGAAGAAUAUCUCUUCAAAGCGAUGCUGGCUUUCUCUAUGAGAAAAGUUCCCAACAGAGAAACAACUGAUAUUUCCCAAGUCCUACUUUGCAAUGUAACCCAGCGAGUGUCAUUCUGGUUUGUGGUUACAGAUCCUUCAAAAAGUCACACUCUUCCUGCUGCUGAAGUGCAGACGGCCAUAAGAAUGAAUAGGAACCGGAUCAACAAUGCCUUCUUUUUAAAUGACCAGACUCUGGAAUUUUUAAGGAUUCCUUCCACUCUUGCACCACUUACUGAGCCAUCUGUGCCCACCUGGAUUAUUAUAUUUGGUGUGAUAUUUUCCAUCACCGUAGUUGCAACCAUGCUGUUGAUUUUAUCUGGAAUCCGUGAGCGCAGAAGGAAGAACAAAGGACCGUCUGAAAUGGAAAACACGGAAGAUAAGUGUGAAAACACAGUCACAAUUGAAAAUGGCAUCCCCUGUGAUCCCCUGGACAUGAAGGGAGGACACAUUAAUGAUGCCUUUGGAACAGAGGAUGAGCGGCUCACCCCUCUCUGAAUGGCUACUGUUUUGCUUUCCCGUGAAACACUACACUUAUUUCUGUGCAACUGCUGAACAUCCAGUUUGUCAAGGGCAGAUUAUGUAUUUUGUUUCACCAUUCUUCUUUUCUAAGAAAUUUUGCAUGUGCGUGACAUUGAAAGGCAAUGAAUUAUACUCAUGAAGACCAUUGGAAUCAUAAGCUGUUGACUAUCCGAAUAUUCUAAAGUAUUUCUCUGACAGCACUGCGUGAGUGUACUCAUGUGGUGUUUGUAGUUAUUUGUAGUUGUUGAUUUUUAAAAUGCAUUAGUAUUUAAGCAUUUCCAGAUAUAAGGUCAGGCCAGCAUAUAUAUAUACUUUGAAGACUGAAGAAAAACUAUUUUUCCAUUGGAGAAUGCCUAUACGAUGGAGUCCAAAUUGUUGACAAUGGAUCCUUUUUGAAUAUCACUUAUAUCACUCUGUUGAUGACUAAAUAAGCAGGAACUACAAGUAAUUAUUGUCAGUGGGACAGGUAAAAAUCGUUGGUAUACAAGGUGGAAUUUGAUCCUGUUAUCAUACCAACAGUUGCUUAUAUAUAUUUUGUGACUCAGUCUCUAAUAGGACAGUCUAUUCAUUGAUUAUUUCUGCAAUUUGUGAAAGUACAAUCUAUGCUAAUUUAAUAAAGUGCUCUUUCUCA